This is a messenger RNA of Rhinocladiella mackenziei CBS 650.93, 2742 nucleotides long. RefSeq lists its product as uncharacterized. The transcript is spliced from 3 exons. The record is from RefSeq and is a predicted model, not a curated record. NCBI's taxonomy places the organism in Eukaryota, Fungi, Ascomycota, Eurotiomycetes, Chaetothyriales, Herpotrichiellaceae. Bases 1 to 2742 code for a protein of 913 amino acids.
AUGCCAAUCAAACUGCCAAAGGGCUUUCAGAGACGAAAAUCUUCGGGCAAUGCCUUGGAGGAGGCACAUCAUCCUCCCGACUCUUCCUUUAGAGUCCUGGAGAGGCCGGCAAGCAAAGGAAAAUCUUUCGAUGGCGGCGCGUCCUUAAGGAUGGGUACGCCAGGUCCCCCAAGGCCUCCACCCCAAAACCACUUUGAGCAUGAAGAGGAAGAUAUCUUUGCACCAGGUCGUCACGAUGCAAGCAACCGUGGGAGUGGUGGCACUGAGCGCUCCCAUUCCACUGCCCCGAACGACAGUGCCGCCUCUUCUACCCGUCUCAGUACUUCUUCUACCAAUCCCUCCUCCAUUGAUACGAGAUCAGACAAAAUUGUACACGGCUCCGGAUCGAGACCAUAUAACGACAUACCCGUGCCGCUACCUGCAUCGGCCAGACCAGGUUUCCUUCGCAAUCCAACACGAACCUGUUCCUUUGGCGUGACGGGGGACGAUCGACGAUCGCCAACUUCGUUCUCGCCUGCCGGCAUACCUCCCCUAGUUGAUAACGGCAGAAAUAGAGCAACGACAACAAGCACAACCAGUACGGCUACGCCGCCUCGAUUGUUUGAUUCCGACCUUGCGCUUGAAAAUCCCGAAUUGGAUGGCUUCGGAAACAUGUUCGACCAUAUCGGGUCUAGCCCUGACACGGCCCCCGUCCGGCUUAUACAACAAGAAGAUACUGUUUCUUCUCCAACAAGUUAUCCUCCAACUAGCUACCCCGCCGCCAUUCCCAUCCGCUCUGGCAGGGCCCCGGCCCCCAAACCAAUCACGACCGACCGUACCCAAGUUGUCGAAACGUCCCCCUAUUCAUGGACCUCUCAUGAUUCCCGUGAAGGAUUGAUGCGGUCUCCCAGCCCUUCAAAGACCAUUACCGAAGUCAGCCCUGCGAAGGCGAACGAGAACACCGCUCCGAACAUAAGCCAGAAUCCAAUGCCACGGUCUAAGUUGCCUUCCAGAAAGCCUGUGGGCCAAAGGUCGCUCACACAAAAGGAGGAUGUACAACCGCCACCUCUUCAACAGACGAGAUCAACAGACAGCAACCUCCUCUCGACAAGUCCAGCCAGAGAAAUGGAAAGAGGGACGUCGCCAAAUUCUACGCACAGUGCAACAUUGGAUCCCACCAUUGCGGCUGAUGCACAACUUGCCCAUAUGUACGAGGAGUCUAAACCGGCUCCACCAAAACCAGCUCCCUCGAACAAGGUCAUGACGCCGGCACAAUGGGAGCGUUAUAAACAGGAGAAAGAAAUGGAUCGCAGGCUGGGUGCCCUCUCUGACGACAGCAGUUCUGAAGCAGGUGACAAUUACGAGGAUGAGGACGAGGUAGAACGUGAUCGUCAGGUUGCAAAGCAACGGCGGAAACAAGAGGCCCAUUUGGCUGUGUACCGCCAGAAGAUGAUGAAGGUCACGGGAGAAACACCUCCGCCUCGAGCAGAGAGCUCUCUCAACGUGAUGCGGUCGAGAGAAGGAAGCUCGGGUGACCUCAACAACCGACUUUCGCAUCUGACCGUGGAAUCGAAGCAGUCCGGUAAAAGUAGCGGAGACGAUGAGGAUGAAGAUGAGGAUGUACCACUCGGUAUUCUUGCAGCACACGGAUUUCCGAACAAGAACAGGCCUCCAACACGGUUGGCUCAUUCCCCCUCGAAUUCCAACCUACGAAGUGUCGGCCAGGCGCAACCCGCGCCCUCCGCGGCCAGUCAAGCUCCGAAAGAGGGCAAUUUACCUGUCUUUGCUCGACAUUUACCUCAGGACCCGUAUUAUGGAGCCAGCCUGGUCAACCCUUCGAAUCGCGAAUCUCUGGCAUUUCAUCCUGUUAGUCCUUCUUUGGGAGCAGGUCCUUCGACUGCUCAUCCAGUACACCCAGCAGGACUGGUGGGCGUCAUUGCUGGAGAGGAGAGGGCACGGGCCGCCAGAAGAGGUAGCCCAAAUCCUUCAGGAGGCUAUGACAUGCCUGGACUGCCGCAACACCCCGGAAUGGCGAGAUCACAAACCACCGGCAGCUUGCCCGUUAUGGGUUACCCGCCGAUGGGAAUGUCAGGGAUGCCACCAAUGAUGAGUCCCGGAGAUCAAGCUCAGAUUCGAAUGUCCCAACAAAUGACUCAAAUGAUGCAGGUGCAGAUGCAAUGGAUGCAGCAAAUGCAACAAAUGAUGGGCAGACAAUUCAAUCCCAACCCGGAUAUAGCGCCCCCUCAGUUUGGACAGCAAAAUUUCCCCGAUCAAGGGCCGAGACCUCCGUCGAUCCCAAAUGCCUCCGGUCCCCAACCUGGGCAAAGGACAAUGAGCACUCUCAACCCGAGUAUGGCCCCGUGGAAUUCUAACCCAUCAGUUGUUCCCUCCAUCAAUGUCAACGGCAACUAUGCCCCUUCGAUCGCGCCAUCGGAGCGCAGCAACAUUGGCCUUGCUUCUAGAUACAGGCCCGUGUCGACCGCCCCUGAGCCUGAUAAUAUAUCUCCUCGGCGAGCCUCCACAUUCACAUCUUCGAGUUUCCGGCCCUGGUCCCAAACAGAUAAUACCCCUCGAGUUCCAAUGCACGCCAUGAAGCCUUCAGUGAACACCAUUGGCCGAAGGUCACCUUUGGCCAACCAGGACGACGAAGAUGACGAGCAAGGAUGGGCCGAGAUGAAGUUAAAGAAAGAUAAGAAGCAAAAAACUUGGGCUCUUCGAAAGGGGCAGAAUGCCCUUCAAGAAUUGUACACCAACGCAGCGUAA